UUUCAGGCUGUCUGGCCGUACGCAGCAGUUAAGCAUCUCUCGUCGUUCCUGCCUCGAGUGUGUCGCAAUGGCAAACACCGAACCCACCGAAUACACGCUGAUUCCAGAGCUCUACAUUAACGUAUCUGCGGCGAAAUGGUUUUCCACAGCUGCCGAUGUGCUGCGCUCCGUUCAAGGGUCGUUCCCGAGCGGCCCGACCGAGGACCAGCAGUUCCUGGACCUUGGUUGCGGCCCCGGGAACAUCACGCGCGACGUGCUGCUGCCCCAGUGUCCACCGUGCCGAAGGUUCGUCGCCGUCGACAUGUCGAAGGACAUGCUAAAAUAUGCGAGAGAGCAUUUCUACCACCCUAAGAUCAUCUACGACACCCUCAACAUUAUGUCGGACGACCUCUCUGACUUUGUGGGGCGGUAUGGGCUCUUCGAUCGCGUCUACGCGCUCCACCUCCUGAACUGGCUGAAGGACCAGGAGCAGGCGCUCAAGAACAUUGCCAAGCUGAUGAAGCCGGGAGGAGAGGCACUCUUUACUUUCAGGACGAGUACCCCGCAAAUGAGGUUUCGGAAGAAGUUGGCCGGAAUGCCGCACUGGAGCAAGUACGCCAAGAUCUGCGAAAAUUGCAAUCCUCCAACCGUGGACCUUGCUGGGAAAGAGGCCCUCGUCUCUUACAUAACAGGCAUUGUGAAGAAAGCAAACUUGACUUUGUCUAUCUGCGAAGUCAUACGUGACCCAUACGAUCUCCACGCAGGCCUGGGACACUUAAUUCGUAAACAAUCAUUUCAUACCUAA
Molecule: messenger RNA, 784 nt
Organism: Ixodes scapularis (black-legged tick)
Lineage: Eukaryota; Metazoa; Arthropoda; Arachnida; Ixodida; Ixodidae
Product: juvenile hormone acid O-methyltransferase
Exons: 2
Coding region: 68-784 (238 amino acids)
Molecular function (GO): S-adenosylmethionine-dependent methyltransferase activity
Source: RefSeq, a predicted model, not a curated record